Messenger RNA from Baudoinia panamericana UAMH 10762, 192 nucleotides. RefSeq lists its product as uncharacterized. Lineage: Eukaryota; Fungi; Ascomycota; Dothideomycetes; Mycosphaerellales; Teratosphaeriaceae. The record is from RefSeq and is a predicted model, not a curated record. The transcript has a single exon. Bases 1 to 192 code for a protein of 63 amino acids.
AUGGCUACUCGCCUCACAAGUAAGACCGCGGGGAACAUUCCCUCACGUGAUGAAGAGGACCAUCUUGACUAUCUCGCGCGGCAGAAGAAGGCGCGCACGGUAGCGCCCUCGCCGCUGCUCAUGUGGAGACCGUGGACUGGCAUUGUCGGCAUGAUGUGGACAAUGGCUAGAUUUUGCUCUUGGCCUUCCUAA